AGCCGAGCGACAAUCACGAACCACACAUCAGCUUACGUCAUAAAUUAUAUUCGGAUAAGUGGCAACUAUUUAUGGAGUCGUUUUACGUCAGUUGCUGUUCUCGACGCUGUCGUCAGCCUGCCAACGUCUCAGCACAGUUACCGAUCACCCGUGUCUGUAGCUCCUCCAUGUAAGGCUACGAGACGGUCGUCUCGGUCCGUGGCUUAAUUUAAACGGCUGGAAUCGCGUCGGUUUAUUUACGGUUAGCCAGCUAGCUAGCUCGUUAACGACGGUUACCGGGGUCCUACUGACAUUAUGUCAAUUGGAUUGAGAAAUAACGUAGCGCGUGUUCAACUGGAGAUUUACAACGCUACAGGCCCAAGGCAGCGUUUUUAUUCGGUAGUGCCAAGUUCAAACCGAGACAUGUUGGUCGUGUUAUACGAUAGCUUCGUGUCUGUUUUCCUAACAUUAACAUAUUUGGCGUUUUUGAAGUAAUUACUAAUGUCUUGUGUUUCGCCGAACUAGCAAUCUUCACUUUUUUUUUUUUUUUUUUUAAGUGAGCGAACAGACACACCCAUCGUCACAAGAACAUGGAACAAUAUGAAGGCGAAGCGUUCAUGCACGUUAAGAUUAUCUAACAGUAUCCCUCACUGUCUUGUCUACACCUCGUAAUGACCUCCCGUUGGUUUGACUUUUAAUAAACCCUGAAAUGACAAAUGUCUUUAACUAGCACCCCGACUCCUUCAGCAAAUGACUUAGAAAAAUAUUAGUUCUGACCAAAUGUGUUUUAACUUCCACUGAAGUAUUUCACAAUGGCUCCUCAGCAUGGAUGUAGGUCUGUGUAUGUGAGACAAGCAUCCGUGCUGCUGUGUAGGACAUCUGUACUAAGCAUGCUUCUAUCUCAUUGCGUGCUCAUUCAAACACAUCGACAUCUUUUUUUUUUUCUCUGUGUCCAUAAAAUGCAAAGCAGAGAAGACUGUUCCAUUAGGUCCGCUGAAGUCAGACUUCCCAUGGAACAAGUAGUUACACUGGAACACCGGCUUUUCAUACCGAGCUUAACCAAAAAAGAAAAGUUUCCUCACCACUCGCGUAGAAAUGGCUGUGAUCCAACUUUCCUGUAAUAAGGAGUCUGCAAUUCAGUACAUUGCAGCGAUCGUGACACUUACAUUGCUACAUUCAUAAGCAAAGACUGCCAUGAGCUACCCUGGAUACCCUCAGGCAGGUGGAUACCCACAACAGCCCGGGGCCUACCCUCAGCAGCCUGGUGCCUACCCACCUCAGGCUGGAGGCUAUCCUCCCCAAGGUGGAGGCUACCCUCCUCAACCUGGUAGCUACCCUCCUCAGGCUGGUGGCUACCCUCCUCAGGCUGGUGGCUACCCUCCCCAAGCUGGUGGCUACCCUCCCCAAGCCGGUGGCUACCCUCCCCAGGCCGGAGGCUACCCUCCACAGGCCGGAGGCUACCCUCCACAGGCCGGAGGUUUUCCUCCUCAGGCUGGAGGUUUUCCGCCUCAGGCUGGAGGCUACCCACCGGCACCACCACAAGGCAGCUGGGGAGGUGGCCCUGCUGGUGGAUACCCCACCAUCGGUCUGGGCAACUUAUCCAACCCUGGGUACAAUGCUGGCAUGGCCAACCAGAUCUCUGCAGGCAUGGGUGGUUUUAAUCAAAACCCUUCCAUGUUCGCCCCAGCCUCUGGGGGGUACCCACCUGCCACUCAGCCUAGUGGGUACGGUGCCCCCUUCCCUAACCAACAGUCAAAUGGCCUGUACCCACAGCCAGGAGGGAUGCAGCACCCCCAAGGCCCAGGGAUGGGCUACCCCGGUCAGCCUGCACAGCCGAUGCCUGGGUAUGGAGGAGCACCAGCACCGAUGCCAGGUUACCCAAAGGUUCCUUCACCAAAUCCAUCCAUGCCAGCCUACGGAGGAGGAGGAGGAGGAGGAACCAUGCCAAUAGCUCCACCUGUCAACAGAGGAUUCAGAGGAACAAUCAAGGACUUUCCUGGAGCUGACCAGCUGAGAGACGUGGAGGUCCUGAGGAAGGCCAUGAAGGGCUUUGGAACGGAUGAGCAAGCCAUCAUCGACCUCCUGGGUAGUCGCUCCAAUAGGCAGCGUACGCCUUUGCUCCGAGCCUACAAGACGUCCUAUGGGAAGGAUCUGGUUAAGGACCUACACUCCGAACUGUCUGGAGACUUUAGACAGCUGGUCAUGGCCACGUUGAAGACGCCAGCUGAGUUUGAUGCCUCUGAGCUCCACAGUGCCAUCAAGGGAGCCGGAACCGAUGAAGCCUGUCUUAUAGAGAUCUUGUCUUCUCGCUCCAACACUGAAAUCAGGGAGAUAAACCGCAUUUACAAACAAGAAUACAAGAAGAAGCUGGAGGAUGCCAUUAGCGGGGAUACUUCAGGCCACUUCCGCAGGCUCCUGAUCUCUCUGGCACAGGGUAAUCGUGACGAACGAGAGACCGUCGACAUCUCUCUGGCUAAACAGGAUGCUCAGUCCCUGUAUGCUGCUGGAGAAAACAAGCUUGGAACAGACGAGUCCAAGUUUAAUGCUAUUUUGUGUGCUCGGAGCAAACCCCAUCUCAGAGCAGUGUUUCUUCAGUACCAGCAGAUGUGUGGCAGAGAUAUCGAGAAGAGCAUCAACAGGGAGAUGUCCGGAGACCUGGAGGGUGGCAUGUUGGCAGUGGUGAAGUGUAUUAAGAACACAUCUGCCUAUUUUGCUGAGAGACUUUACAAGGCCAUGAAGGGAGCUGGGACCAAAGACACAACCCUGAUCCGGAUCAUGGUCUCCCGCUCUGAGGUUGACAUGCUGGAUAUUCGCCAGGAUUAUGUCAAAAACUACGGCAAGUCGCUGUACACACACAUCUCUGGAGACACAUCAGGAGACUACAAGAAACUCCUGCUGAAGUUCUGUGGGGGCAGUGACUGAGAAGGAAACCGUGACUACUACAUUAUAGAAAUGUUCUAUAAAUAUCUGUCCUCAGCCUUAUCUAUAUGCACUAUAAACAAUCUGUAAACCUGCAUGCUAUGCCAGUACUCUCAAUGCAAUGUUUACCUAGUUUCAGGAACCUAGUCUAUAUUGCUGUUUCUUUUCUAUAUACAGUUCGCACAAAGAAAGUUGUAUAUUUUUCCACUAGUGGUGUCUUUGUUGGAUAUUUGGGUUUAACAUACAUGACCAUACAGUAGAUUUGAAAGAGAUUACAUUUUAUUUGUUAUAUUUUUAAGACGUUUUAUAUCAAUUUUGCCAAUAUUAUCAGAUAUCUAACGAUAUCUGUCUCGUUUACCAGCUAAUUUAGUAAUGUUCAGCAAUGCUGAAUAAAGUACGAGACAUAGAGUACACAGCAGCUAAGUGCCAAAGUUGUCUGUUAAUGUUUGCAAUUGUAUAAUCUAUUCUAUUCUACCCUUUUUCAUCCAUCAUAGUUGUGCUGUGUUUGCAUCGGCUGCUUUUAUUCAUGUUUUUACUCUUAGUUCCUGUUAUUCUAGCAUGUAAAGCUCAAGCAUCGCAUUUCAUGAAUUGUCAGUGAUUGUAUCUUUUUGAGUCUCAGAAAAGAGGUACUGAGAACUUGCGCUGGAAGUGUUUGAGGCUCAUCACAUGAAAUGCAUUGAAAUUAUUUGAAAAAUUCCAUAAAUAAACAAUCCUUA
This is a messenger RNA of Anarrhichthys ocellatus (wolf-eel), 3614 nucleotides long. RefSeq names its product annexin A11a (gene anxa11a). The transcript has 15 exons. The record is from RefSeq and is a predicted model, not a curated record. Gene Ontology annotation, molecular function: calcium-dependent phospholipid binding; phosphatidylserine binding; calcium ion binding. The coding region runs from base 1174 to 2901 and encodes 575 amino acids. Gene Ontology annotation, biological process: phagocytosis; cytokinetic process. Lineage: Eukaryota; Metazoa; Chordata; Actinopteri; Perciformes; Anarhichadidae. Gene Ontology annotation, cellular component: nucleus; cytoplasm; plasma membrane.